AUGCUGGCUCAGUGGAAGCGUCAUUUCCUCGUGGUUGCUGCCUUCAUUUUGAUAUACUAUUGCGUUUUCCGAGAUACCCUAAAUUCCUCCUAUCACGGCCUUAUCUCCAGCUUCAGCUCUCUCGGUCCUGCCAACUCGACAUUAGGUUUCGGUGCGGUCUAUGUCGUCUCGGGCCUUAACUCUCCACGAAGAUUUGGCCUCGUCCAGGCGGCGAAUGUCACGGGGAUCGAUCUCACCAUCCCAACCCAGCCGAUUUGGACCGACCAUGAUGAGCGAAAAUUCUACGAAGAUGGUUUCGGUAACAUCACGACCACCACCGGCUCAAUCAGGGCAUGGCUCGCGCAUGAUUCUGUGCUGCAAGAGUUUAUCGACUCCGGGCACGAGACGGCCUUGAUUCUUGAGGAUGAUGUCGACUGGGACAUUCGUCUCCGGACCAUGCAAAUCCCUCGCGCCGCCGCCGCCAUCCGCUCGUACAGCGACCGCUUCGCCCCCAACCCGCGUCUCUCUCCGCGCCGACCCCGCGCCGCCUCGUCUUAUUACGGCGACACCUCCGCCUGGGACCUUCUCUAUAUCGGCCAUUGCGGCGACUACUUCGACGCAGUCGAGCAGUACGGCGUUGACCGCACCAUCUCCCCCUCCGAACUCGCUACCACUAACCACACCUUCUACGCCGACGCCACCCUCAUCCCCCGUAGCGACCUGCAUCCCUUCACCGCUCAGCUCUUCAACGAGCUGCACAUCACCGAGCACAUCCGCAUGGUCCACCAAUCCGUCUGGCCGCUCUGCACGUUCGGCUACGCGGUCACGCGGGCGGCGGCGAUCAAGAUCCACGCGCGGGUGGCGCCGCCGAAGGCCACGCACGAGGCGUUCGACGUCGCGAUGCUGCACGCGUGCCGGGCGGGCGCGGCAGACGGGCUGCGGUGCGUGACGGUCAAUCCGGAGCUAUUCCAUCACAUGGAAGGGGAGAGCAUCAUUUCGCAGCAGAAUCCGGAUCCGAUGGGGAUCCCGCCGGUGGAUUUCGCGGGGCUGGAGCAGACGAUGGAGAGGGGGGAGACGAGUAACAUCGGGUGUGGGUUCUGGAGUGGGGAUUUUGAUUUCGAUGAGGACUUCGAGAGGUUGGGGUACCUGAGGAAGGAGGUGGCAGGGAAAGGACGUUGUUUGAAACCGGGGAGGGGGUGA
Messenger RNA from Eremomyces bilateralis CBS 781.70, 1179 nucleotides. RefSeq lists its product as uncharacterized. Bases 1 to 1179 code for a protein of 392 amino acids. The transcript has 2 exons. The record is from RefSeq and is a predicted model, not a curated record. Lineage: Eukaryota; Fungi; Ascomycota; Dothideomycetes; Eremomycetales; Eremomycetaceae.